Messenger RNA from Anopheles marshallii, 618 nucleotides. Its product is annotated as probable zinc transporter protein DDB_G0282067. NCBI's taxonomy places the organism in Eukaryota, Metazoa, Arthropoda, Insecta, Diptera, Culicidae. Gene Ontology annotation, cellular component: extracellular matrix. The record is from RefSeq and is a predicted model, not a curated record. The transcript has 2 exons. The coding region runs from base 1 to 618 and encodes 205 amino acids.
AUGGCUUUUCUAUUCAAGACCGUUGCCUGCUUGGCGCUGCUGUCAGUCGCUGCCUGUGAGUAUGGCGGCGAGGAGGAGCACCACGGACACCAUAGCGUCGGCUAUUCGUACGCCAAGUUCAGUGGACCGGUGAGUGGACCGGCGCACGAAAUCCACGUCGAGGACAAGCACGGCCACGGGCACCAGAUCGACUAUGUCGCGAAGCCGGACUACGUGUUCGAGUACGGCGUGGAGGAUCCGAAGAGCAAGGUCUCCCAGAGCCGCAAGGAGCACCGGCACGAGGAUGAGCUGCAUGGCGAGUACAGCCUGCAUCAGCCCGACGGCAAGCUGCGCACGGUCAAGUACAGCUCGAGCAAGCACAGUGGAUUCCAGGCUGAAGUAUUGAUCGAUGGAAAGCCGCUGCACGAGGAGGAGCUGGCCAAGCUGGCACAUGAGGCCGCCGCCCAGAGCGCGCACGGUGCCCAGCUGCACCAGCACCAGCACCAGUUCCACCAUCAGCACCCGGACGAGCACAAGGCGUACGGUGGCGCCGAACAGCAGACCUACGGCGGUGAAUCGUCCUACGGUGGCGGUGCCGAGGGUGGCGAGGAGGGAGCGCACGAAGAGUACUACCACUAG